UCCUCAUGUCAGCCUUUCUGGGGUCACCUCAGGACUCGUCAGUUCUCACUGCUCACCUCAAAAGCCAGAGCGAUGAAGCAGUGCAUUUGCAGAUGCUCCUCGGAGUGGGGCUGGCUCUUCUGUGCUUCUGCCUUCUCCUGGGCUGUGCCGUGUGCUGGCGUCGAAGCGAGAGGCGCAACCAGAGCAACAGGAAAGAGCAGGCACUGACCAACACUCUGGUGGAGCUGGGACCUGCUCUGCCUUCCCAGACCACCACCGUGCCCAUCCAGCAACAGUACGUGGAGCUAGAGGGAGAGGUGCUGGAAUGUGCAGGGAAUGACUCGCUGGGUUCUCCUGGAGCUGGCAGCCUGCCACGGAGCAUGUUGCAUGGGAGGGCCUCUUUACCCAGCAUCCCUUUCUCCCAGAAGCUUGGCCUGUUCUCCAAGACAGAGCCGGGCUGGGAGCGCCGGUCCACCAUCUUUGGGGAGACUGACAAGAGCAGCUUGCUGACUUGUCCUGUUCUGGGAGCCAGCGUCCGCCAGUCAUCCACCAUGCCAGGGAGCCUCUCCAGCGCCAGCCCCAAGCAGCGGCCCCAACUCCACUUCAUCCUGUUCUACUCCCAGCCUGAGGCCACACUCACUGUGACGGUGAUCAGCGUGUCCCACCUGCCCAAGGGCUUUCGAAGCAGCCGGGACUCCUAUGUCAAAGUGUACCUGCUCCCCAAGUUCAUCGAGCCCCAGCGCACAGCUGUGCGCAGGAAGAGCCUCAACCCCGAGUUCCGAGAGCAGUUCCAGUUCGGCCGCUACCACCUGGAGGAGCUGAGGGGCUUCACCCUGCGCUUCGCUGUCUAUGUGAAGGAGUUUCGCAGCUUCAGGGACUCCUUUAUUGGGGAAGUGAUGUUCCCGUGUGCCCAGGUUACUUGGAACCCCGAGGCAGCCUCCAGCUACACUCGGGAGCUGUCAACCGCCAAAACCAAACUCAAAAAGUGUCUCAGUGCUCAGGACAUGAGCUAUGGCGCUGCGUGCUCCCAGUCCUCGUCCCUGGGCCAGCUCUUCAUUCUCCUCCAAUACCAGGCUCUAGCCAAUCGUAUCAAGGUGCUGGUCCGCAAGGCAGAGAAUCUGGGCCGGCUCACCCGCAUGCCAGGGGCACCAGACCACUACGUUGUCAUUCAGUUUUACUGUGGUGGGCGAGUCAUGGACACGAAGGAGACCAAGUCCAUAGCCGGCUACAACCCCGUGUGGAACACGCCCUUCCUCUUCAACGUCCCUGCAGGAGACAUCCAGGAGCAGCAGCUGUGCCUGGAGUUCACUGUCAUGCAGGCUCGUCUCUAUACGCGCAGCUGCACCCUGGGCCGAGUGCUGAUUGGGCCCCACGCCCCAGAGGCAGGGCUGCUCCACUGGAAGGAGAUGUGCUGCCGAGGGCACGUGGAAUCCGCACGGUGGCAUGUGAUUCAGCCGAAUGUUUUCAGUCUCUCCCCUUGA
This is a messenger RNA of Mauremys reevesii (Reeves's turtle), 1460 nucleotides long. Its product is annotated as synaptotagmin-5-like. NCBI's taxonomy places the organism in Eukaryota, Metazoa, Chordata, Testudines, Geoemydidae. Gene Ontology annotation, cellular component: axon; synapse. Gene Ontology annotation, biological process: calcium-ion regulated exocytosis; cellular response to calcium ion; regulation of dopamine secretion. The transcript is spliced from 5 exons. The record is from RefSeq and is a predicted model, not a curated record. The coding region runs from base 6 to 1460 and encodes 484 amino acids. Gene Ontology annotation, molecular function: clathrin binding; calcium ion binding; phosphatidylserine binding.